This is a messenger RNA of Nestor notabilis (Kea), 621 nucleotides long. Its product is annotated as ATP-binding cassette sub-family A member 2-like. The record is from RefSeq and is a predicted model, not a curated record. The annotation marks the transcript as partial. Lineage: Eukaryota; Metazoa; Chordata; Aves; Psittaciformes; Psittacidae. The transcript has 6 exons.
GGCGCAGCCCUUGGGUGCUGACCUUUGAGAUCUUCAUCCCCCUGGUGCUCUUCUUCAUCCUUCUGGGGCUGCGGCAGAAGAAGCCAACCAUCCCUGUGAAGGAAGGUGGCUUUCUACACGGCGGCACCGCUCACCUCAGCUGGGAUUCUGCCCGUCAUGCAGUCCCUGUGCCCUGAUGGCCAGCGUGACGAGUUCGGCUUCCUGCAGUAUUCUAAAUUCACGGUGACGCAGCUCCUGGAGCACCUCAGUGAAGCAGUGGAGCAGAGCAGCCUUUUCGACCCAGAGCACCCGGGGCUGGAGGAGGAGCUGGAGUCGCUGCGCAGGCAUUUGGAGGCUCUCAGCAGCAGUGAGCCCAGCUCCAUGGACACCCAUUUCAACAACCCAGCAGGAUCUGGCUUCACGCUGGCGUGGGCAGCCAAGGACCGGGGCGAGCUGCACCGCUUCCUGACACAGAACCUGUCCCUGCCCAACAGCACAGCCGAGCUGCUCCUGGGCUCCAGUGUUGACCUGAGGGAGGUCUAUCGCCUGUUUUUCGGUUCCUUUCCUUUGGUACCCGAUGAGACCUGGGAGCGAGACCUGUGGGAUGGGUUCGGCGCCAGUGAGAAGAUGACGCGGAUAGAG